Strongylocentrotus purpuratus (purple sea urchin) is the source of this 1170-nucleotide messenger RNA. Its product is annotated as putative ankyrin repeat protein RF_0381. The transcript is spliced from 5 exons. The record is from RefSeq and is a predicted model, not a curated record. Lineage: Eukaryota; Metazoa; Echinodermata; Echinoidea; Camarodonta; Strongylocentrotidae. Gene Ontology annotation, molecular function: protein binding. The coding region runs from base 1 to 1170 and encodes 389 amino acids.
AUGUCACCAAAUAUCUCCUCAGCCAAGGGGCUGAGUCAAGGAGCUGAUGUGAAUAAGCAAAGUAGCGACGGUAUCACUGCAUUACACCAUGCUGCCUUCAAAGGUCAUCUUGAUGUCAUCAAAUAUCUCCGAAGUCAAGGAGGUGAUGUGAAUAAGCAAAGUAACAACGGUUUAACUACAUUACACGUUGCUGCCUUCAGUGGCCAUCUUGAUGUCACUAAAUAUAUCAUCAGGCACGGAGCUGCUGAGGUGAAUAAGGAAGAUAAAGACGGUGAAACUGCCUUACACCAAGCUGCCUUCAAUGGUCAUCUUGAUGUCACCAAAUAUCUCCUCAGUCAAGGAGGUGAUGUGAAAAAGGAAAGUAACAUCGGUUUCACUGCAUUACACGGUGCUUCUCAAAAUGGUCAUCUUGAUGUCACCAAAUAUCUCAUCAAUCAAGGAGUUGAUAUGAAUAGCGGAGUAAAUAACGGUAGAACUGCAUUACACCUUGCUGCUCAGGUCGGUCAUCUUGAUGUCACCAAAUAUCUCCUCAGCCAAGGGGCUGAGGUCGGUCAUCUUGAUGUCACCAAUUAUCUCCUCAGCCAAGGUGCUGAAGUGAAUAAGGAAGGUAAUGACGGUUCCACUGCAUUACACCUUGCUGCUCAGAAUGGUCACCUUGAUAUCAUCAAAUAUCUCCUCAGUCAAGGAGCUGAUGUGAAUAAGCAAAGUAACGACGGUAUCACUGCAUUACACCAUGCUGCCUUCAAUGGUCAUCUUGAUGUCAUCAAAUAUCUCACCAGUCAAGGAGGUGAUGUGAAUAAGCAAAGUAACAACGGUUUAACUACAUUACACGUUGCUGCCUUCAGUGGCCAUCUUGAUGUCAUCAAAUAUCUCACCAGUCAAGGAGGUGAUGUGAAUAAGCAAAGUAACAACGGUUUAACUACAUUACACGUUGCUGCUCGGGAAGGUCAUCUUGAUGUCACCAAAUAUCUCCUCAGCCAAGGGGCUGAAGUGAAUAAGGAAGAUAAUGACGGUGAAACUGCAUUACACCUUGCUUCUAAGAAGGGUCACCUUGAUGUCACCAAAUAUCUCUUCAGUCAAGGAGCUAAUAUGAAUAACGGAGCGAUCAAGGUCCCUCUGGCUGAGAACACUGAAGACCCAACCCUUUCUAUACUCAAACUGUUUACAUGA